UCGGUGUUCGCAACGAAUAUGACGAAUAGUCCGCUUGCUCGCAAGCGUGAACCGUCGCCGUCGCCGUCGCCGCUGUCAUCGCCGUUGUUGUUAUCGUCGUCGUCGUCGUCGCUGUUGUCGUUGUUGUUGCCGUUGGUGUUGUUGCCCGUCGCCAGCAGCAUUGCCGUCCCCUUGGCAGUCGGCCGAAAUGCUCACUAAGAGCCGAUGAAACCAUCGACGGUGGCACAGUAAUGCAACAGCACCAGCAGCACCAGCAGCAGAAGCAGCAGCAGCAGCAGCACGCUACGAUCAGGACGCACCAGCAGCAGGAUCAUCCGGGACAUGUGCCGCUGUGUAUCGUGCACGGGCGCACCGUUGUGUAGUGUGUAGAUGUGAUCCGUGCAGAACCGGACUGGAGUGUUUGGUAUGCGAGUCGCGCCACCCGCGGGUGCUUUGCCGCAGUGACAGUGCAGUCGCCCGGGUCCUUGCGCUUUAUAGUUUUGUUUUGUUUAUUUUUUUAAAUUAUUUUUUUGCGCCUCGGGCUUCUCUCGGUCCGCUCUGCAGCGCAUAGUAGACAGACGGCAGUGAAAACAUUCUCGGAAACGCGCGGAGUAGACGCAGCUUCCCGAAGGGAAAAACGCUCGACGGCGUCCCAUUUGCGUGCAUCGCUAAAAACAAACGGUUUCCGUCCUGCCGGUGUCCGGUCCGGGUCCGGCCAUGCUCUAGAGGUGUGUUUCGUGCGCAGGUGUGUUUAUUCAAACGGCAAAGAAGAAGAAGAAGAAGAAGAAGAAACCAUGUAGCCCCCCGAACUGAGCGUCUCCAGUCUGGUCAGGUGAAUAAUAGAAAAACGCAAAAAACAGUGUGUAAAACGGGCGGUACUUAAGGGCAGUGCGAAUCUAGGUGAACCAGGUGCGUCUCCACCUCGUCCUCCGUGGUGUUUGCGCCUAGGAGUGCAUAGGGAUAAAUUUAAACCAGAAAAAACCCCAUUGUGUGCCCUUCCGUGCGACGGUGUAAGACAUUGAAAGCCUUUUACUGGCCAGAUUUAUUUAUUUUUUUAAAUUUGAUUUACACUGUAGUUAGAGAAAGGUACGCGCACUAGCAAAUGCCGUUCUACUAAAGCUAAGAGUAACUACUACUAAUCGAGAGUAACUCGUGUGUGUGCGGGCGCGCGUGCUUGGUGCGAAAGUGAAAAAAGCGGCCUUUUUGCAAAGGGGAAAGGAGGGGGUGUAACGCAUUGCCGCACACGCGCCACGGUCCCGGGAAAGCUUGGAGUGCGCGCACGAACCACCGCCGGUACCGGCACGGUGACGCCCCGGGGGGAGGCGCAACGCAGCGGGCGGAUUAUGGACAGUAGUAUGGUCGAGGAGAACGGUUCCUCGGCGAUAGGCGAUCCGCUCGGUGGUGGUACCGGUCCGAACGCAACCGGUUCGACGGUCGGUGAGGCGGUGGUAACCGUCGGCGGCGGCGGCGGUGGUGGUGGUGGUGGUCGUGGCCCCCCAUCCGGUGUAGGAACGCAGCACCAAAGCGAGCUAAUCAGUACCUCCAACAACGGCAGCGCCGACAGCAGCACGGCAGUAACGGUGGCAGCCUCUACCGGAGAAGGUGGUGGAGGGGGCGGAGGAGGAGGAGGCGGAGGUGGUGGUGGAGGAGGAGGCGGUGUGAAGGGAGUGACCGGUUUGGUAGCAGGCAGUGCACCGGGCGGCCUGGGAGCGCUCGGGUCCGGGUCGGCCAACAACAGCUCGGUACCGGUCGGUGGUGCGGCCGGUCCGGAGGUAACGCUAGUGCCGGCGGCGGCCGCCGCAGUCACCGCGUCCGGUACCAACAUCGUCCAGCUGCUGUCAACCCAAUCGCCCGGCCAGGCGCAGUCCGUCAUACAGCAGAACCAGCAGUCGGUCAUACAGACGGCAACAGGGAACGUGCCGCUCGCGCGCAGCGUACUAUUAGUGUGUAACAAACCAAACUCCGUGAUCCACACGACGACGGGCAAUUUGCAAACCAUACACAUCAAACCCGAACCGCACAUCGUCACCGGUUCCGGCAGCAUUAUGACCGACACUAACAGCGACGACACGCUGUCGGACGAGGAGGCGUCCCCAAAGAAGCGGAGGGACCUGCUGACCCGGCGCCCAUCCUAUCGUAAGAUAUUGAGCGAUCUCGGCGGAGCGGAAAUCGCCAACACCCCGAGCGAUGGUUCCGGCCUGCACACGAUAGCGACACCUGGUGGUGGUGUGGUGCAAUAUUCCCAGCCGGAGGGCAUUUACGUACCUCAUAUUUUUCCCAACACAGUCAUGGGCGGCAACGUGCAGCUGGAGGAUCAGUCGCGCAAGCGCGAGAUGCGGUUGCAGAAAAACCGGGAAGCGGCCCGGGAGUGCCGCCGGAAGAAGAAGGAGUACAUCAAGUGCCUAGAGAACCGGGUGGCGGUGCUGGAGAACCAAAACAAGGCCCUGAUCGAGGAGCUCAAGUCGCUGAAGGAGCUGUACUGUCAGCAGAAGAGCGACUAGAGCACGGCAGCAGCAGAAGCAGCGGGCGGUUAAACCACACACGACACCACGGAUCGCGGUGCGCGCGUCACCGGAGGGAAGGGAAAAGGGGGAGUGGGGAACGCAACUAGCAAAACCAGUACCACCUUCUCCCUACUCCCUAGUGUGCUGCUUUUGGGCCAACCGUACCAAGGGCAGCCAGCUCUACCGCAAGGUGAGCUGUAACGUUCAUCAAGCGGCGAUCGUGUAACGUUACAGGGGAGCGGUAACGCAUAACGGAUGAGCCGAGGUGAAGAUUUCAACAGCCGAUAACAGCGCUUAGUGUGGACACCACAUGUAUCGGGCGCAGGAAUUAGGGAACUCGUUUUUUUUUAUUUUUUUUUUGUGGUGGGAACUCACCUCAUGUAUUAUAUUUUCGGCUCGUUUUCGAAGAAAAAAGAGCUUCCCCCUACCGAGAGGGGAAGCUACCAUAUUGUAGAUAUUGUGUAACGGUAAGCGGGCACUACAGUUUCUUGGUUACAUUUUGACUGUCACACACUCACACACACUAUGACUAUCACGCUGUGUACUCUCUUUGUAACACAAACCAGGGAAGAGCUGCGUAACGCGUAACGUAAUUGUGCUGCGUAAAGCGCGCAACGCAGAGCCACACAUACACACCUAUUGUUAGGGGCUCGUUUCUACUUACGGAAACGACAACUCACACACACACACACACCCACACCCACCAUCGCCUUUUGUUGGCUGGGAUAUUUGCUUACGUUUUGCCCUACGGCUCUCGGAGCUGCCUGCCAACUUACAUAUUUGGGUUUUUUUUGUAAUGGUGUGUGAUUUUCUCGCUUUGUAAUGCCAUCUUACAUAGAAGACAGAUAGAGAGAGAGCGAGAGAGCGAGAUUGCGAUUGGUAUUGUGACAAUAGCCGGCAUCGCGAAUAAAUGUACUCUUUUUAACAGUCGUUUAAAGUUCA
Anopheles arabiensis is the source of this 3425-nucleotide messenger RNA. RefSeq names its product cyclic AMP response element-binding protein B (gene CrebB). Gene Ontology annotation, molecular function: RNA polymerase II cis-regulatory region sequence-specific DNA binding; protein binding; DNA-binding transcription factor activity, RNA polymerase II-specific. NCBI's taxonomy places the organism in Eukaryota, Metazoa, Arthropoda, Insecta, Diptera, Culicidae. The transcript is spliced from 6 exons. The record is from RefSeq and is a predicted model, not a curated record. Gene Ontology annotation, biological process: regulation of transcription by RNA polymerase II. Gene Ontology annotation, cellular component: transcription regulator complex; nucleus. Bases 1323 to 2480 code for a protein of 385 amino acids.